This is a messenger RNA of Podarcis lilfordi (Lilford's wall lizard), 23043 nucleotides long. Lineage: Eukaryota; Metazoa; Chordata; Lepidosauria; Squamata; Lacertidae. The record is from the annotation of a GenBank genome assembly.
GGCCAGAAGAAAGGCUGCUGGUGGUAUUGUUCAGUGGUCUCUGAAAGGACGGGAUGUUUCUAAGCUCUCUGUUGUUUUUGUUUUUCUCAAGCAGAUCUUCCGUUGUUUACACCUGCCACAGCUGAAUCUCCCAUCUGCACAUUUGGACAAGAUGUCUUCAAGCAUCACAUUUGUUAGAUGAAUUCUUACGUAAAUACAGGUAUGUCCUGUCCUGGGCACCUCUUCAACAAAAGAUUACAGUUCACGACUGUUAUAAUAAUAAUAAUUCAGUUCAUAGGAGCCACCUCCUAGGCACUGAGGUCCCUUCAGCCCCCCAGAGUUCAUGGGCAUUGCCAUUCAUAUGGUGUGAGUGUGCCAUGUCAUGUGAUUGAUUAUGCGGGGUGGGGCUUACCUGCCCCCCCAAUAUUUUAUUCAGGUUGGCACCCCUGAUUCAGUCCCUAUACUUAAAAACUGGACAUUUUAAAGGACAUUUCAGAUUACAAGUCAAUGCUCAGUCAAUGUUCAAGCUGGAAAGUGUGCAAAGGAGGGUGACUAAGGUGAUAAAAGGGUCUGGAAGACAAGCCUGAUGAGAAGCAGUUGAGGGAGUUGGGUAGGUUUAGCCUGGAGAAGAGGAUAUGAAAGCCAUCUUCAAAUAUCUGAAGGGCUGUCACAUGGAAGAUGGAGCAAACUCAUUUUCUGCUGCUCCAGAGGGUGGGAUCUGAACUAAUAGAUUCAGAUUACAAUAAAGGAGAUUCCAACUAAACAGUCUGAUUAUAAGAGCUGUCCGACAGUGGAACAGACUCCCAUGGAAGGUGGUGGACUCUUUCCUUCCUUGCAGAUUUUCAACCAGAGGUUGGAUGGCCACCUGUCAUGAAUGCCUUAGCUGAGAUUCCUGAAUUGAAGGGGGUUGGACUAGAUGACCCUUGGAGUCUCUUCCAACUCGACAAAAUGAUGGUAAAGGAUGCUCAGUGCAAGCACUAGUGAUGGGCAACUCACUUUCCCUUCAGUCUAGGUUGGAGUAGCUCAAAAAUCCCCCUCGUCCCAAAAGAAGUUUGGUGCAUUUUUUAGUCCAGUCUUCUUUUGGAAGUACAUCUUAGGAAAGCUACAUUACUCAGGUGCCUUUUUGUGCUAUCAGUGCAGUAUGAUGAAUGAAAGAUGAAUCAGCUGACAAUUCUUCCUGGGCGCAGAUUUGAAUCCAAGCCAGAGAAGAAUUUAGGAACACAUGAUAGGACUUAAUCCCAUAUAAGUGUGUAUAUUAAUAUUAUUUAACACUCCUAAAGCACCUUAUUUUUUCUAUGCACUCUACAUAUAUUAAAAGACAAAGAAAAGGGAAUGCAGAGGGAAGAAUGCAACCCUGUGCAUGCUUUCCUGGGAGUUAGUCCCACUGAAUUGAGUGGGACUUACUUCUGAGAAAACAGGCUUGACUUUAGGCCUGAAAUCCUACACCCACUACCCCAAGGGUAUGUACAACUGACCUCCAUGGGAAACACCGAGGAAACAUGCAUAAUUUUGCUUUAAGAUUGCAAAGAACUGUGCACUUAUUUGACAGUGAAGAUCCAAGUAUGUGUUAUGUUAGCUAUGAAUCUGUGUCCUAAAGUGCAAGGCUGUUGUUUUUGUUUCCACAAAUUGUCAGCAGGAAUAGUGGUGCUGAUCCAGAUUGGGACCCUGAUGUGGAGGAUGGGUUUUUUAAGCGUUUUUAAAGAAAGGUUUAUGUGUACUGUGUUCCCAAAAUGGAUCAUGGGCAAGGGGGACACACUUGCAAUUUGCAUUUGGGGAAUAGGUACUUUCAUAUCUCAGCAUUUCUGAAUGUUUUCCCCAAUCUACUUCAGCAUAUCUAAACAAAGGAACCUGAAAUGGAGCCUAAAGAGGACAAAAAACCCAACGGGCAGCCCUCAGAGGAGAAGAAGGCUAAUGGGCAGCCAGCAGAGGACAAGGCAUCCAGUGCCAAUUCUGCAGAGAAGCAGCAAGUGGAUGGACAAGCAACCGAGGACAAACAAGCUGAUGGAAAUGCAGUAAGACAACCUCCUUAUAUUCCACGCAUAUUCCUUCCUUUAAAUCAAAGUAAUCCAAGAUACUAUUUUAUAACAUGUCAGCAUACUUUCAGAAAACUACAGUACUUCUAAACUGCCGGGUCAUUCUAGCACAAAGCUCUCUAGUUGUUUGAUAUGAAUUGCAUUUUACUCCCUCGUGGAAGCCUUUCCUAAAUUUCAGAUCUGUGCAUUCUUGCUCUCUGCUUACUGGGCCAGUUUGAACGGACCUCUCUGCCAAGACAGGCUGCCUGUCACCCGGGCACAUGGAUCCUAUCUCCAAGCUCACCACUGGAGAGCCCUGUGCGGAUGUAAUGGCAGGAAUGCAAUGUGGCUCUGAGAUGGCUUCAUCGCUGCAAGCAUUUCUUUGGACUAAACAGAACCAUCUCCCCUCUCCUACUCCCUCCCAUGCACUGUUUUGGGGGUUCUCUUGACCCCCCAGAGCAGGCCUGGGGAAGACACAUGGGACACAUGGGAAGGGGGCAGGAGAGUUGCACCAGCAGCAGUCCUUGUGCUGGCUUCCACUAACAGAACAAUGUACCCCAGUAGGUUGUAUCCGGCAAAGUGUUACUCAGAGUAGACCCAUUGAAAUCAAUGUACCUGAAUAAUUUUUAUUUAGUUUACAUUCUUCCCAAAGGAGCCUACAGUGGCAAUUUUGAAAUUAGUCAUGUUCAUUGAUUUCAAGGGGUCUGCUCAGAGUACGACUGACUUUGGAGACAUCCCAAUAUUUCUGAAGGAUUUGCACACAUAACAUUCAGUCAGCCUCCCCCCUCAACACACCACUAACGCCCUGCAGAUAUUUUGAGUACAACCCCCAUUUAUUUAUUUUAACUAUUAGAUUCGUAUACUGCCCAUCCAAAGAUCAAAGGGCAGAUUACAACAUAAAACAAAAAUUAAAAACUGUUGUUGUUGACAUCCGCCUGUCUCGAGAGACAAUGGAGGACUGCAUUUUCAGAGCUAAAGUCAAACCAAUGGAGAGUUACAGUGCCUGCUGUGGCUACAGAGGAGGAGACAGGUUUUGCUGCAGCUGGGGAAAAGGAAGGCUGCUGCAGAUGCACCUUGGCACUUCUUCUCUCUGCACUCCUCCCAGCGCUCUUUCCUCCUCUAGUCCCUGCUGUGGAUACGCAGCCUGACCGAUUGUCUCCAGGCACUGCGAUUAAAUCAUAACAAAAAAGCAAUUCCCCUCCCUGCAAACACAUCUUAAAGGCUGUAGAUGGUUUAAUCAGCCAUCAGCUCCAGCUGUUGUCCCAAAACAUCUGGAGGGCACGAAGUUGAGGAAGGCUCGUCCUAACAAUGCAAUUUGUUUCCAAAUUGUGUGUCAUGAGCUUUGGAUUUACAUGCAUUUGGUGCUCCAUGCACAAAACCUUUCCAUUGGUUUUCAUCCACUGAUCUGACCCCUUCUGGUCAGGGCAGUGACCUUCUUGCCCCAUUGCCUUCUUGAGGUGGCUCAGAAGUGACAGUCCUCACUCAGCCCUGAAAACUGGGAAGAUGCCCAGAACAAUGCUCUAAAAAGCCUUCUGUGUGCAAGGGGGUCCAGCUUUAAACUGCAGUCCUAUGCUCUCACUUGUCCAUCAAACCUGACGGGAAUUACUUCUGAGUAGGCAUGGGUACGAUUGCAUUGUAAGGCUGCAGUCCUUUCUCAAUGGGGCUUGCUUCUGAUUAAACACAUCUAUAAUUGCAUUGCAAAAGAAGGGGGGGGUGAUGUGUAUUGCUGAUUUGUAGUUUUGGCCACUGCUGCUUUCAAGGAAACCUUUAUUUUGUAUCAUGGAUAUUUUUAGUUUUAUUAUUCUGAAGUGUAUAUAUUUCCACUCUGGAACCUUCAGGUAAAGGGCAGAUCAUUAAUCAACCCUUUUCAGGCUUACUCAGUCAUAAGCCUUCACAAGACGUACUCCUAAGUAACUGCGGGAGGGGGGGUGUUCGUUUGUUUUUUAACUGUUUUACCUAUUUAUUUAUUUUCAAUGGUCAGCUUCCUUGGAUAUCUCUUGUUGAGAUAACUAACAAAAUAUUGGAUAUAUCAAUAUAUCCAAUAUAGAGAACAAAUGUUUAAUACAUUUUAAAAUAUGAAUGUUUGCUUGGAAUUGCAUCUCAUGGAGCUCAAUGGAGUUGACUCUCAUCUCGAAUUUUGUUUUAAUUUGCUUAUUUAUUAUGUUUGUAUCUGACCCUUUCUCCAAGGAGCUCCGGGUGGCCUACGUGGUACCCCCUUCCCAAUUUUACCUUCACAACCACAGGGCUGUGAGGUAGAUUAAGCUGAGAGGCAGAGGGUGACCCAAGCUAUUCAAGCAAGUAUCACAGCCGAGUGGGGGUUGGAAUUCGGUUUUAUCCACCCCUUGUUAUCCAUGCAAUUCUACAUCUGACCUAUGUGGGGUGGUGAGAGUGUCAGGUGAGGACCUGGGAGAACCCCCCUCCCCAGCUAUGGGUGACCUUGGGCUGCUUCUCAGCCUAGCCUACCUCACAGGGUUGUUGUGGGGAUUAAAUGAGGAGGGGAGGACCAUGGAUUAAAUGAGGAGGGGAGGGGCAAGAUAAAUGCAUUAAAAUAAACCAACCAGCAAUUUUUUUGGCCUGGCUUUCCAGAUCCUUAUGGUAGUGUAGCCUUUUUAGCCUCGGGUGAGAAGAGCUUUGCGCCCGGGACGGGGAAAUGGGAGUCAACAGACACUCAAGGAAUAGUUUCAGAGAAAAAGCUUUAUUUCUACCAUCUGGGCUGGUAGAAGGAGCAAGUGUGAUAGAUUCACAAAGCAAGCACGAGUUCACAGCCAUUUGCACAGAGCAUAUAUUCCCCUUCAGUUCCCUCCCCUUUCUCCUCCUCCUCCGGAGUCCUGCCCCAUGUUGAGUUUCCUGAGCAUGAACAGAAAGCUCCUGUCUUGGGACUCUUUUGGACUCUUGGCACCCUUCCCAGGAAAAGGGGACGAGAAGCCUUGCGUUCAGCGUGUCCAAAAUAUGUUUCUUUUCUCUUGCUCUAUUGGCACAGUUCCCGGAAAGAAAAGUUGCAAGUAGAAUGUACUUUUUGGCAAGGUCAGCUAGCCUGAGAAGCAAAAAGGCAUUGUUCUAUUCAGCUACCUUUGUUACAGCAGAGCGAAAUGCUUCUAACUACUGAGAAAGUAAUUUUGGAAAAAAUAUUGAGGCUUGAGGCCUGAUUUGAGGGGGGGGUGACUUCGGGCCUAGGUGGGGCACCUGUCCUCACCUCCUUCAGUAGGGGGGUGGGGGUGGGGUGACAGCUUUAGCAAGCGAGUGGGACGAUUACAUCUUCUGAUGUAAUUAUGACACCAGGUGAUUGACACCUGCCAGAGGUUGCAGGUCAACCACGUGAGCCUAGGUCCUAGCUUGCAAGCCGCUAUGCCUUGGGCCAUAACAGGAGACUAAUACAUUUAAUAAACAAAUGGUAAGAAAUAAGCGGGGCAGUCUCCUGCCCGGAGCCCCGGGGGACCAGCCGGGCGCGCCCCGCCGGGGCAGGUUCCCUCUCCAGCCAGUCCCACGCGGGAGGCCCCGGGGCUUCAGCUCCUCCGAGAGGAAUCACGGCUUGGGGGGAUCGGAAGGGACCCCGCGGGGGGAGGCGGAAAGAGACGGACGAAUCGCAAGGCAGCUGCGCAAAACAGGAGCUCGUUAGAGCAGCGCUGGGCGGAGACUGCGCACUGGGGCGCCCAGAAGCGCCGCUCGCGAAGCAACGAGAAAGCGGCAGAAGCCGGGAGGCGCUUGGCCGCCGGCUGCCAUAUAAGGCAAGAGGCGGGGCCUCAUGCUCCGCCCUCCUCGCGCACGGCGCCGGCCCGAUUGCGGCGGCCGUCGCUUAGCAACUCCGCGCGGCCGGGGCGCCCUUUCCGUCCUCGUCUCCCCUCUGAAUGGGCGCGGAAAGGAGGGGGCGGAGCCUCCGCCCUCCCGGCGCUCGCCGAUUGGUCCUGCUAGGUUUGUCGAGGCUUUAGUCGUGACGUCGCGGCGGCGUCGUUCCAGAAAGUUCGCGGCGGCGGCGCCUAUAAAAGGCUCUCGGUCGAGGCGCCGCUCGCCGGGUCGGAGCGCGCGAGGGAGACGCGAGAGAAGGGCCGGCGAGGCUGAGGUGCGGGCGCGGGAUGAAAAUGCGGGCGGAGGGCGGGCCGAGGCCGACGCGGCUCGCGAGGAAGGACUCGCCGCCAACGCCUUCAGAGCUGCAGGCGCAGCAACGGGACGGGGGUGGGCUGGAUGAUCCCUGGGGGGCCCUGCUCUGGCGCCGGGGCGCGCUGCCGCGAAGGGGCUCGGCGGGGCCUCUCGCCCCCUGCCUCCUCAGGCGUCGCUCUGGGCUGGAAACGGAGAGGGGGAAUGGAAACGGUUUAAGCGAGGCAUUUGUUUGCGUUGUGGACGCCAAUAGGCGCAAACACUGUUUUUCGUGGUGAAGAGUAUUAUAAAAAUAGAGAUGAAUGAAGAAACAAGAAUUGCAUCAAGUAGAGCUUGUUAUUGGUUCAAUACGAUAAUUUCUAAUAUGCAUUUUAGAAAUGUUGGGGGAACAUAGUGUUUCCGUUGUGUUUUGAGUGUUCAGAGGGUUUUCUGCAAGUUGCCUUGUAGUAGUUAAGGCAAACACUGUGAGGUAGGGGGGUCCACGCUGCUGACCUCGUGUGGCGGCACUGGGGUUAAAAGAGGACACCUGGAGCGGUCUUGGUAUUGCCUGGCAUUUACAUCAGAGAUAUAUAUAUAUUUGACAACCCAGUGAGGUAGGUCAGUACUAAUGUGACAAAUGGGGAGUGAGGAAGAACGAACUGGUGGCUAUAGGGAUAGUCAAACUGGAGACCUUCAGUUUUUAUCUCCCAUCUCUAGGAGAUGGAGAACAACCGUGGCCCAUUUCUAAUGUUCAAGAGUGCUUCAUUUUUGUUACCAUGUCAUAAUUUAUUUUAGCUUACGGCCUUGCAGUUCUCUGUGCAAGCUAGGCCAGCAUUGUCGUCCCCAUUUGCGGGUUGAGUGAAGUGGCUGAAGCCAAGUGUCUCAUCUAAGGCCUUCUAGAAAACUCCAGGCUGAGACCUGAGACAUGAUCUGAAGAAGCUGCCUUGCAGCAAGUCAGCCCAUGGGUCCAUCUAGGGCAGCACAUUGACUGGCAUCAGUUUUCCAGGGUUUCAGACAGCAGUCUUUCCAUAACACCAGCUGGAGAUGCCCAGGGUUGGAUAAUUAAGGACUCUGCAGGCAAAAACAAGUGCUCUGUCAUUGAGGCCUCAGUGUCUUAGAUACUAGAAUACUCUUUAAAAAAAGGAGAGCAGCAAACUGAUAUUGUCAUUUUUAGGUAGUUUCUGUGUCUAGUGGUGUGGGCCUUCUGUUGGAUUUUUUCUGCUCUAAGUUGAUGGGAAUUUGUUUUUCCAUAGUUAUUUAACCUAUAAACAAAACUUUAAAAAUCUGUUCUGUGUUGCUAUUAUGUUCUGUUAUCAAUGUUUGAAAAAAAAAUUCCAGUUCCCUCAAGUAGAUGAAAUGAAAUAAUGCAUUAGAUGAAGAUGCCGAAAUAUUUUUAACGUGACUGAAAACAGCAUGCAAAAUGCAUAGUCGCAUAUCAACAGCCAAUAACCCUGUCAGUGGACUUCCCCUUCUCUGUUCCCCCACCAUCCUCAAACCUGCUGCAGAGGUUCUCCCACCAUCCUAAGCAGAGUUUGGGGGGGCUGCAGGGAGGAGGAGUGGAAGGGUGAAUCCUGUUGUACCAGAGGAUAUCUGUUCUGAUAAUUGAAGAAAGUAAGGACUGUCUGGGACAAUUUUUGUGCUUGUUUAAUGUGUUCAUUCAAUUGCGUUCAUUUUGGAUUAAUUUGUUAAAGUAUACAUUUACAUAAUACAGUAGUUCUGAAGAAAGCAUGUUUUGUGUUUAGACAAUGAAAUGUAUGUAGAAAAUAAUGAAGCAUUUACUUUGUGUGUAAGGAAAGAGCAUACCUCUUCUAAAAUGGUUCUUGCCAUUUGUAUUUUUACAAGUUCUUCUGCCUUAAACCCCAGCUUAAAAAGGGAACAUUUGAUUAAUUGGCAAUAUCCAGUUCUGGUUUUUACCAUAUACAAAGCUUUCUUAGUGCCUUCAAACAUAUUUGAUGACAACCUGCAUUCCAGGAUGGGAAAUUCUUUAGCAAAACAAGGGAAAUUUGAUGAAGAAAAACCUGAGUGCUGUCUUCAUUCCUUCUGUUUCUUUCAUCCUCUCAGGCUGCUGCCAUGGUGAAGGAAACGGGCUACUAUGAUACGCUGGGGGUGAAGCCAAGUGCCACCUCGGAUGAGAUCAAGCGGGCCUACCGCAAGUUAGCCCUGAAGUUCCAUCCGGACAAGAAUCCCAGCGAGGGCGAGCGGGUAUGGACUUCAGUUGGAGAGGGUGAAGUGGGGGUCUUAGGGAGGCAACUGCAGGUGGGCCAGUUGAGACACCAGCUAGGAGGCACAUGUUUUAUUUUUUAGUUCAUGAAAGCAAGUGGCUGGUCUUUUGCAGAAGGAAGUAAACCACUGUGCUUAGUUAUUGUAGUGGGAAUGACCAACAUUUGACACUUAGUAGUCCUAAAACGAAGACAGGAGUGCCUGACGUGCUCUGGUCCAUGGGGUCACAAAGAGUCGGGCACAACUAAACGACUAAACAACAGUCCUAAAACAGGUACUCUAUGCACAGGAGUACAGUGGGUGUCCAUACAGAGUAUCCACACACCCACACACACACACACACACACACUCACUGUAUUCCGGAGAUCCUUGCAAUAUAGAUUACAUUUUAUCCAUUAAAAUGAUUGGCAUUUUGCUAGUAAUUUCUUGGGUUCCAUCUGAACCCAGGGAUGGGAAGUCUUGCAGGCUAUAGAGCAUUUUCCUCAGUGAGUAAUGCUGUAUAUCUGUUUUAUUUUCCGUGGCAUGCUGUGAACAUUUCUUAUGCUGAUCGAUAUAUUAUAUUAUAUUGAUAUAAUUUCCUUUACAGCAUUUAUUUUGGCCUGGCUUUUUCUUAUAUUAACCACUGCAGGGGGGGAAAUACUCUAAAAUAGGUGGAUGACUGCUUUUGCUGGGUAUAUAUUUACUGAAUAGUCUCUUGAUGGAUGUUCAGGAGUUUUCUUAAUCACUUGUAUGAAACUUAACUAUUGUUGUCUGCUAGCCAGCUAUUUAGAGGGUCUCUUUCUCUUCUUAGUUUAAACUCAUAUCCCAGGCUUAUGAAGUUCUGUCAGACCCAAAGAAAAGAGACCUCUAUGACCAGGGUGGGGAGCAAGCUAUUAAAGAAGGAGGCCUAAGUGGCGGCAAUUUCUCUUCACCCAUGGACAUCUUUGACAUGUUCUUUGGUGGUGGAGGCAGAAUGAAUAGAGAAAGAAGAGGUAUGCAUGUGUGUUUUAAAUACUGCAUCAGUUAAAUUCUAGUGUGUGAGACCAAAAUGUAGAAUGCUACUGUAGUAUUGUGUCCAAAGCGUAAAAUAUUUACACUGGUACCUUGGUUCUCGAAUGUAAUCCGUUCCGGAAGUCUGUUCAACUUCCGAAACAUUCGAAAACCAAGGCUUUGCUUCUGAUUGGCGUGGGUGCCCUGAAAACAAUAGCUGACAGCUGCAUCUGAUGUUUGGCUUCUGAAAAAGAGUUCAAAAACCAGAACACUUAACUUCCGGGCUUUCGGCGUUUGGGAGCUGAAAUGUUUGAGUACCUAGGCGUUGGAGAACCAAGGUUCCACUGUAGUUACCAAUGGGAACUGCAGCUGAAGGUUUCAUUCAUGAGGCAGCUCUCUUGGCCUUACUGUAAGGCAAAGCUACUAUUAUUAAUGAUUGACUUUUGUUGGCCCUGUUGCACCUGUUUUUUCCAUUCUGGGAAUAUGGCAACAAUAUCUUAGCAUUACUGCAGAAAUGGCAGUGUGGUUUAUCUGAAGCACUGUAACUUGAGGUUAUCUUUGGAAAUGCUUAGAUUCAGGUGAUAGACCUCAGAACCAAAUAAUUUGGGGGGUGUGGUUGAACAAAAAAAUUGCAAAAUUCAAACCAGGAUAGUUUAAUCAGUUCUUUGGUUUCAUAUCCAGGAAACAUACUAAUUUUGAGAGUUUCCCCUUGGGGUUUUUUUUUGGGGGGGGAGGGUUUGUUCUGCACUUAGAAUAGUGUUUAGAAUUUGAGGGCUAUAACUAUUAAUACAAUGCAUUUGAAAACUGGUUGGUUUAGGGAUACAUAUUUCAGCACUGCCCAGUAGUGUCUAACCAAGGAAGUGGAUAGAGGUAAGUUGUCCAGAGGACCAACUUUAUUCUGGUCAAUAGCCUCUGCUCAACCUUCCCAAGUACAAUUUUUUAAAUUAUAUCUUGCCAUGGUUGCUGGCAGCCCUGGCUCUUUUUUCAAGAAAAUUGCCUUUGAGAGGGAGGAACUGCCAUGGCCUUCUUCUUUGCCUAGGAUGCAUAUAUGAUAAAGCCAGAUGAGGGGAAUUUCAUCUUGGUUUUGUCCAUGUGUGGUAUUACAGAUAAGUUAAAAAGAAAAAAAAAUUAAAUAGCUAUAUAGGAAGCUAACUUUACAAAAUUCUGAAAAGCUAAUCCGUAUUGCAGAAACAGAGCUGUUGUGUUUCCUCUUAGUAAAAGGUACACAUUCCAUUCUGGAGGAUUGUUAGGCUUGCAGGGAGGUAGGAUAAAAAGCUUAAAAUGAACAUUGGAAAUGGGGAUCUUGUGUUAAGCAUCUGACCUUCAUUUUCAUUAAGGAAAGAACGUUGUCCAUCAGUUGAGUAUAUCCCUUGAAGACUUGUACAAUGGAGCCACAAGAAAGCUGGCGCUUCAGAAGAAUGUAAUUUGUGAUAAGUGCAAAGGUAAUGACUCAGUGAACUUGAAUAUAGAAGUUGGGCUGUGCCCAAAAAGUGUUCUAAAGGCCACUCCUGUAACCUCAAGUGAAAAUGCUGAACAUUAUAUGCAGGGAUACAGUGGUGCCUCGCAAGACGAAAUUAAUCCGUUCCGCGAGAGUCUUCAUCUAGCGGUUUUUUCGUCUUGCAAAGCAACCCUAUUAGCAGUUUAACGGAUUAGCGCUAUUAGCGGUUUAGCGGCUAUUAAAGGCUUAUCGGAUUAGCUGCUAAAAGGCUAUUAAAGGCUUAGCGGCUUAGAUAAAGGGGGGAAAAGCGGGAAAAAAAUCUCAAGACUCGCAAGACAUUUUCGUCUUGCGAAGCAAGCCCAUAGGGAAAUUCGUCCUGCGAAGCAACUCAAAAACGGAAAACCCUUUCGUCUAGCGGGUUUUCCGUCUUGCGAGGCAUUUGUCUUGCGGGGCACCACUGUAUUUGACGGCACCAGCUGCCUUGAAUACAUUAAAGUCAGACACAGAAUCAUUUUGUGGGUGUGAUUACUCAGGAAGUACUUGCGGUGCUCACCAAACCAUUCUUAAAUCUAAAAUCAAGAAUGUGCCAUUACGUUCUUUCAAAUUCACAAACCUUUACUGACGUUUACACAAGAUUCCAGUAUGGUUCAGUACAAUAAAAUCACUCAUCAGAAACCUGCAUCUAACACUUGAGUUAACAUUGUACAGUGGUACCUCGGGUUAAGUACCAAAUUUUUUGCUCUAUAGGACACACUUUUCCCCCUCCAAAAAUGAAGGGAAAAUGUGUGUGCGUCCUAUGGAGCGAAUGCAGGGGGGAGGCAGGCAGGAAAAGCCCCCAAAAGCCGCACACAAGCUCCGCGCGGCUCUUGCGGGCUUUUCCUCAGGAGGGACAAGGGACUGACGCGGCCAGUCACUCCCUUCUCCCUCCUUGUAGAAAAGCCCACAGGAGCUGCGCGCUCCUUAAAGGGUGCGCAGCUCCUGUGGGCUUUUGCGGGAGGUGGGGUAUUGCCAUAGCCGCGCACCACCUCACCAGACGGGAGAGGAUGCACGGGGCUAAAGAAGCCAUAGCCCUGGGCUUCCCCGGCAGCCCCGAGAAGCUUGCGGAGCAAUGGGAAGGCUGCGUGCCUUUCCGCUGCUCCCCAACCUGCUCUUUGGGGCGGGCGGUGGGCUUCCCCCCGCCAGCCCCAAAGAGCAGGUCGAAAACAACCUGAAGCCUGGAGAGCGAGAGGGGUCGGUGCGCCCCGACCCCUCUUGCUCUCCAGGCUUCCAAGGUAACCGCCUGAAGGCGGCUGAAUACACCUUGAACGACAUCUUGUUUUAGAGGGGGAAAACAAGGGGGGGAAAUUCUCCUCCUCUCUGCACAGCGCCUCCUGCUGGAGGGGCGCUGGGCAGAGAGGAGGAGGUUUUUUUUCUUGUUCUCCCCCCUCUAAAACAAGGUGCGUCCUAUGAUCGGGUGUGUCCUAUAGAGCGAAAAGUACGGUACUUAAUUUGUUCCGGAGGUCUGUUCUUAACCCGAAACUGUUCUUAACCUGAAGCACCACUUUAGCUAAUGGGGCCUCCUGCUACCGCUGCGCCACCAGAGCACAAUUUCUGUUCUCAUCCUGAAGCAAAGUUCUUAACCUGAGGUACUAUUUCUGGGUUAGUGGAGUCUGUAACUUGAAGCGUACCAAGGUACCACUGUAUAAGCAUUCAUGAGUCCUCAUUGGAUGGUGCAGAAACUUGGCUACUAUCUCCAUCUUAUCCCCAUCCUGAGUAAACAUAAAGAAGGCUACAUUAAAUCCAUGUGAAUACCACUCCCUACUAACAACCAACCGAUUAUGCGCAGCGGAUUCUAUUUGUCUGUGCACAGAGGCAUAGUCUUUCUACAAGUGGUGUUUUCUAGAAUUUCCCUUUUCUUGACCUUAAAGGAGCAUUUGACUCUAUUUCUAGAAAUCACUUUUGGGACAAACUUCUGAGGAUGGGAAUGGAGAAAAAUAUACUUUACCUAAUUAGGAAGCUUGUAUUCUUCUACAAGCUGCCAAGUUAAAUUCACUCCCCAAGGGAACUUAAGAUCCAAAAUCUCAAUCCACAAAGGGGUGAAACGGGAAACUUUCUGUUUCAGACGUAUUUGCCUCUGAAACAGGCAAACGGCUAAUUUUCUUAACAGCAAACAUUCUUUUUAAUGACAAAACAAGAAUGAUUGCUAUAAAAAAAAAUGAGUCCAUAGUAAAAGUAGCCAUGAUCCUCUUUAAAAAGGUGUUCAUCUCUGGUCGAUGAUACAGGUCAGUUGUGGAUUGAUAAGUGUAUAUCACAUAAAUUGUGAACUGAUGGGAUUCCAACUAUCUCCACUUCUCAAGGCUAUUGUCAAGUAUUUGGCAGGCUUAUGAAAAGUCAUGAGAAGUGAACAGAUUGUUCUGUUCAAAGAGUGCACUGGAAACUGUUGAGCAGCCUAGCAAUGUUUGCGGACUUAAUCAAAUAUUUUCCUUGCUGUUGUCCAAACUGUACAUAAAUAUGCUUAGACUUGUUCAUUAUUUUGAAUAAUUAUGCCAGACCCAGGGAGACGCAGAGCUCAGAGGGAGUAAUGUUUGGCGCUGAAUUCGUAGAUAAGAUGUAGUCAAAGCCCUGUUUGCUUGGUACGAGAGCUAUACACGGAUGGAUGUUGAGUUUGGUAAUGAGAGCUUGGUGAGUUGCUGUCUGUCAUCAGGGAACUUUAGGAGUUACAGUGUGUGUGCUUAUGUAUUUCCUUCCAAGGCCUCGGUGGAAAGAAAGGUGCUGUGGAAAAGUGUCCUACAUGCAAAGGAAGAGGAGUGCAGGUGCUUGUUCAGCAGAUCGCACCUGGAAUGGUGCAGCAAAUCCAGACUGUUUGUUCAGACUGUAAAGGCCAAGGGGAACGAAUAAAUCCCAAAGACAGAUGCACCACCUGCAAUGGCAAUAAGGUGGUUAGAGAGAAAAAAAUAAUAGAAAUACACAUUGACAAAGGUAAGGAUUUCAUCACACCCAACCUUCCCAGGCAGCUAGCUACCCAAAUUGGUAGCUCACGAGGGAAUAUCUCUUUGCUCAUACCCAAAGCCUGGCCCUCCUGCACAUGCCCAUUGCUUCCUUUUUCAAGCACGACAUUCAUGGCAAGGCUUCACUGCCACAAGGCACUAAGGUAUCCUAGUGAUCUUUGAGGACUGGAAUUUCAUUGCUCAAGUAACUACAUAGUGAUGAAAGGAAGGCAGACACAUAGGCAUGCAAUAAUUUUUAUCUUGCUGUUUGCCCCGUAGGGAACCCACAGCAGAUUAAAAUAAGUCAUAAACAGUAUCUCAAAUAUUAGAUACAGGUAGGUAGCUGUGUUGGUCUGCCGUAGUUUAAACAAACAAACAAAAAUCCUUCCAGUAGCACCUUAGAGAACAACUAAGUUUGUCAUUGGUAUGAACUUUCGUGUAUCUGAAGAUAGCUGAAGUGUGCAUGAACACGAAAGCUCAUACCAAUGACAAACUUAGUUGGUCUCUAAGGUGCCUACUGGAAGGAUUUUUAAAAUUUUGUUUCAAAUAUUAGAGAUACUUUCAAAAUUGUCAGUUUUGGAAUUUUGAUCCUAUACAGUAUGUUUCAGUUGUUUCAGAAGGCAUGGCACUAAGCGAUGGAUGGAUUUCCCGUUCCUCCACAUUUUGAAGCUUUGCUGUGCUUUGUUGCUUAAGUUACAACUUAACUAGGAUAAUUCAUCCCAGUAUAUAUAGUUGGCUGCAUUUUAGAGUUAAUUUGCAGCACACCCUCUUCCUCACACACAUUUAUAAACACACUGCAGAGUAAGCAGUCUUCAUGCAAUCAUACUUAACAUUGCAUUGUGAUUGUGCUAGGAUUGUAGUGGUUUUUAUCAAUACCCUUGGUCAGAAACUUAAAAAGAAGCAUUCCUAAUGCAUCAGUUUUACUUUGGAAAUAAGGCCACAUAAUUUGGAACUUUUGGAAGUAUUCCUAACUUGCCAUAGGCUAGAAGUUACAGGAUAUCCAUUAAUCAGGUUGCUGGCACUGUUUUGACAAAUCUUCUGAAUGUGAUUUCUUUUAUGUGUGUGUAUGUGUUGCUUCAUAGGUAUGAAAGAUGGUCAGAAAAUAGUAUUUCACGGAGAAGGUGACCAGGAACCUGAUUUGGAGCCUGGAGAUGUCAUCAUUGUGCUAGAUCAGAAAGACCACCCAGUGUUUCAGAGAAGAGGCAACGACUUAAUUAUGAAAAUGAAAAUUCAGCUCACGGAAGCCUUGUGUGGCUUCAAAAAGACAAUUGAUACCUUGGAUGACAGAGUCCUUGUAAUAACUUCCAAAGCAGGUAGGUGUUGCAUCUACCUUGUUAAAGAAAAAAAUGCUUAGCAAAUGUUAUUUAAUUAGCAGCUUGCAUGUUUCCAUUAAGAUACUGAUUUUAAUGAGUUUCUGCUGCAAACCAGUUUAGAUCAUCCACUGGAGCUGAUGAUUGGAGACAGAGGAUGGACAAAAAGACGAGCUGGUUUCCAUGAGAUGUGAUGCCCACAAACUUGUUGUUGUUGUUUAGUCGUUUAGUCGUGUCCGACUCUUCGUGACCCCAUGGACCAGAGCACGCCAGGCACUUCUGUCCUCCACUGCCUCCCGCAGUUUGUCAGACUCGUGUUUGUAGCUUCGAGAACACUGUCCAACCAUCUCGUCCUCUGUCGUCCCCUUCUCCUUGUGCUCUCCAUCUUUCCCAGCAUCAGGGUCUUUUCCAGGGAGUCUUCUCUUCUCAUGAGGUGGCCAAAGUAUUGGAGCCUCAGCUUCAGGAUCUGUCCUUCCAGUGAGCAGGGCUGAUUUCCUUAAGAAUGGAUAGGUUUGAUCUUCUUGCAGCCCAUGGGACUCUCAAGAGUCUCCUCCAGCACCAUAAUUCAAAAGCAUCAAUUCUUCGGCGAUCAGCCUUCUUUAUGGUCCAGCUCUCACUUCCAUACAUCACUACUGGGAAAACCAUAGCUUUUACUAUACGGACCUUUGUUGGCAAGGUGAUGUCUCUACUUUUUUAGGAUGCUGUCUAGGUUUGUCAUUGCUUUUCUCCCAAGAAGCAGGCGUCUUUUAAUUUUGUGACUGCUGUCACCAUCUGCAGUGAUCAUGGAGCCCAAGAAAGUAAAAUCUCUUACUGCCUCCAUUUCUUCCCCUUCUAUUUGCCAGGAGGUGAUGGGACCAGUGGCCGUGAUCUUUGUUUUUUUGAUGUUGAGCUUCAGACCAUAUUUUGCGCUCUCCUCUUUCACCCUCAAUAAAAGGUUCUUUAAUUCCUCCUCACUUUCUGCCAUCAAGGUUGUAUCAUCUGCAUAUCUGAGGUUGUUGAUAUUUCUUCCGGCUAUCUUAAUUCCGGCUUCGGAUUCAUCCAGCCCAGCCUUUCGCAUGAUGAAUUCUGCAUAUAAGUUAAAUAAGCAGGGACAAUAUACAGCCUUGUCGUACUCCUUUCCCAAUUUUGAACCAAUCAGUUGUUCCAUAUCCAGUUCUAACUGUAGCUUCUUGUCCCACAUAGAGAUUUCUCAGGAGACAGAUGAGGUGAUCAGGCACUCCCAUUUCUUUAAGAACUUGCCAUAGUUUGCUGUGGUCAACACAGUCAAAGGCUUUUGCAUAGUCAAUGAAGCAGAAGUAGAUGUCUUUCUGGAACUCUCUAGCUUUCUCCAUAAUCCAGCGCAUGUUUGCAAUUUGGUCUCUGGUUCCUCUGCCUCUUCUAAAUCCAGCUUGCACUUCUGGGAGUUCUCGGUCCACAUACUGCUUGAGCCUUCCUUGUAGAAUUUUAAGCAUAACCUUGCUAGCGUGUGAAAUGAGUGCAAUUGUGCGGUAGUUGAAGCAUUCUUUGGCACUGCCCUUCUUUGGGAUUGGGAUGUAGACUGAUCUCCAAUCCUCUGGCCACUGCUGAGUUUUCCAAACUUGCUGGCAUAUUGAGUGUAGUACCUUAACGGUAUCAUCUUUUAAAAUUUUAAAUAGUUCAGCUGGAAUACCAUCACUUCCACUGGCCUUGUUAUUUGCAGUGCUUUCUAAGGCCCAUUUGACUUCACUCUCCAGGAUGUCUGGCUCAAGGUCAGCAACCACACUACCUGGGGUGUACGAGACAUCCAUGUCUUUCUGGUAUAGUUCCUCUGUGCAUUCUUGCCACCUCUUCUUUAUGUCUUCUGCUUCUGUUAGGUCCUUACCACUUUUGUCCUUUAUUACGGUAAUCUUUGUACGAAAUGUUCCUUUCAUAUCUCCGAUUUUCUUGAACAGAUCUCUGGUUCUUCCCAUUCUGUUGUUUUCCUCUAUUUCUUUGCAUUGCUCGUUUAAGAAGGCUUUCUUGUCUCUCCUUGCUAUUUUUUGGAAAUCUGCAUUCAAUUUCCUGUAUCUUUCACUAUCUCCCUCGCAUCUUGCUUGCCUUCUUUCCCCUGCUAUUUGUAAGGCCUCGUUGGACAGCCACUUUGCUUUCUUGCAUUUCUUUUUCAUUGGGAUGGUUUUCGUUGCUGCCUCCUGUAUAAUGCUGCGAGCCUCCACCCAUAGUUCUUCAGGCACUCUGUCCACCAAAUCUAAAUCCUUAAACCUGUUCCUCACUUCCACUGUGUAUUCAUAAGGGAUUUGACUUAGAUUGUAUCUUACCGGCCCAGUGGUUUUUCCUACUUUCUUCAGUUUAAGCUUGAAUUUUGCUAUAAGAAACUGAUGAUCUGAGCCACAGUCAGCUCCAGGUCUUGUUUUUGCUGACUGUAUAGAGCUUCUCCAUCUUUGGCUGCAGAGAAUAUAAUUAAUCUGAUUUCGAUGUUGCCCAUCUGGUGAUGUCCAUGUGUAGAGUCGUCUCUUGUGUUGUUGGAAAAGCGUGUUUGUGAUGACCAGCUUGUUCUCUUGACAGAACUCUAUUAGCCUUUGCCCUGCUUUGUUUUGAUCUCCAAGGCCAAACUUGCCAGUUGUUCCUUUUAUCUCUUGAUUCCCUACUUUAGCAUUCCAAUCCCCUAUAAUGAGAAGAACAUCCUUCUUUGGUGUCACUUCUAUAAGGUCUUGUAAGUCUUCAUAGAAUUGGUCAAUUUCAGUUUCUUCAGCACCAGUAGUUGGUGCAUAAACUUGGAUUACUGUGAUGUUAAAAGGUCUGCAUUGGAUUCGUAUCGAGAUCAUUCUAUCAUUUUUGAGAUUGCAUCCCAGUACAGCUUUUGCCACUCUUUUGUUGACUAUGAGGGCCACUCCAUUUCUUUUACAGGUUUCUUGCCCACAGUAGUAGAUAUGAUAGUCAUCCGAACUGAAUUCUCCCAUUCCCGUCCAUUUUAGUUCACUGAUGCCCAGGAUGUCAAUGUUUAUUCUUGCCAUCUCAUUUUUGACCACAUCCAACUUACCCAGGUUCAUGGUUCUUACAUUCCAGGUUCCUAUGCAAUAUUUUUCUUUACAGCAUUGGACUUUCCUUUCGCUUCCAUGCAUAUCCACAACUGAGCGUCCUUUCGGCUUUGGCCCAGCCGCUUCAUCAGCUCUGGAUCUACUUGUACUUGUCCUCCGCUCUUCCCCAGUAGCAUGUUGGACACCUUCCGACCUGAGGGGCUCAUCUUCCAGCGUCAUAACUUUUAUAUGCCUGUUGUCUUUGUCCAUGGAGUUUUCUUGGCAGGGAUACUGGAGUGGCUUGCCGGUUCCUCCUCCAGGUGGAUCACAUUUGGUCAAAACUCUCCACUAUGACCUGUUCAUCUUGGGUGCCCUGCUCGGCAUAGUUCAUAGCUUCUCUGAGUUAUUCAAGCCCCUUCGCCAUGGCAAGGCAGUGAUCCAUGAAGGGGCCCACAAACUUAGAUGGCUUUAAAAGGGAUUGUCUCUCAGAACCCAUUGCAGGGAACAGCAGUGGGAAAGGGCUAUAGAUCCUCAUGUUCUGCUUUUGUUUUUUUGUGGUUUUUUAAAAGAAUUUUUAUUAAGUUUACAUUUUACCAUGAUCACAAUCCAUUAAAUAAUCUCAUCACCAAAAACAUUUCUCAAACUGAGCUUCAACCUCCCCCCCCCAUCCCACUUUCUGGCUUUCAUAAAUAUUCACUUACAUCUUUGCAUUUCUAUAACCGCCUAUUUACCUUCUUUCUAUCUUAAUAAAACUUACCUUAUUUAUUGUAAACCAGCUCCAAAUAUUAGCAUUACAAAAUAUUUUAACUCAAACCUACAAACAUUUUCAGAUGUUUACAGUGUUCUUUCAUAUAUUGUAUAAAUAUACUCCAUUUUCUACUUUUGAGCUUUCCAAAUAUCUGAUUGGCUGUGUGGAAGUAGAAUGCUGAACCACGCUGAGCUUUUUAGCCCAAAGGGCCAAAUUGUCUCCCCUACCCACCCAUCUUGAGCAAAGUUGGACAGGAGAGCAGAGUCAAUCACCUGUCAGGUACCUGAUGUCACAAUGACAUCUUGCCCGUUUUUUUUGUUUUGUCCAGAUUGUCAGAAGCCCUUUUCAAAACGUUAUUCUCUACAGAGCUUUGAAAGGCUCAAAGCCUGCAACACACUUUGAGCUGAGACAGAACCUACCUAAUUAGGCCAGUGGGCCUCAGGUUCCUCACCACCGAGAUAGAGACCCCUGGUCUGAUCCAGUAGGGUUUCAUGUAUCAUUUUGCUGUUGGGAACCUCUCUGCAAGGAAAAAGGGGUUUCGGAAAGCUAACGAACUUAACUGUGUGUAAUCGCUAUUCAAACAGGUGAAGUGAUAAAGCAUGGAGAUGUCAAAUGCAUCAUAAAUGAGGGAAUGCCAAUUUACAAGUCACCAUUGGAAAAAGGUUCCCUAAUAAUUCAGUUCUUGGUAAGUAAGUUAGUUGCUUUUAAACAGUUGUUUGAAUCUAUCUGCCUACAAGCUGGAUGAAGUGCAUUUCCAACUGAAUGGGCAGUUGUAAAGUCAGCAACAUGGGCUGUGCCCUGUAGGUGCCACACAAGCAGCAAAGCGUUCUUGAAACACACUGAACUGCAACUCAUGAGGCACCUCAACUGUCCCUUACUGCUUCCUGCUUCAGGGUUUGUGCACAUGAAGCAGUAGAAGAUUUGUAAAAAUGGGAGGGAUGUGCCAAAAUGUGUUGUUCCGAGGUGAGGUAGGGAGGUGCACAAAGGAAUUCCCUCUCCAGCCAUGUUAUCUAAAAACUACUCAUUGUUCAGUGUCAAAUGAGCAUCACCCUGUUUUCUUGUUUUAAUGGCAUCUGGGAUCCUUUGAAUAGCUUUUUAGCAAAGUUUUCACCUAGCUCUGCCACUUAAUCUGCUCUUAUUUUGGGAUUGCUGGCUUGUUUUAUACAGUGGUACCUCACAAGACGAAAAACACGCAAGACGAAAGAGUUUUCCGUUUUUUGAGUCGUUCCGCAAGACGAAUUUCCCUAUGGGCUUGCUUCGCAAGACGAAAUGUCUUGCGAGUUCUUGCGAGUUUGUUUCUUUUUUCUUAAAGCCGCUAAGCCGCUAAUAGCUGUGCUUCGCAAGACGAAAAAACCGCAAGACGAAGAGAUUCGCGGAACGGAUUAAUUUCGUCUUGCGAGGCACCACUGUAUUGUAAGCUGUCUUGAGAAAGCCAAGCUGUGUGUCAUCUUGGUAGAAAGCAGCUGAGGGACAAAACGAGGGAGAGAGUGCUGGAUUUUGUCUGACCCCUCCACACACCAGAUUGCCUACCCUGCCAUCUAUGCAAGACAGUGGCAAUAAUUCCUGAUGGUAGUUAACAAAAUCAGCCUUAAGGUAUUUGCUUGUGUUCAAGGAGCUGCUGUUCCAAAUGCAGGAUGUGAGCAUAGCUCCACACUAGUUACAUUAAUGCUGCCUUUUUAUUAUAGGUUGCAUUCCCAGAGCAUCAGUGGCUUUCCAAGGAACAGCUACCCUUGUUAGAAGCUCUGCUUCCUCCAAGAGAAGAAGUAAUGAUUUCAGAAGACAUGGAUCAAGUUGAUCUUGUUGAAUUUGAUCCAAGAGAGCGAGCUUUCCGUAAUCAUGGGGAAGCCUAUGAGGAGGAUGACGAAGGUCCUAGAACUGGUGUGCAGUGUCAGACAUCUUGAACUGGAGGUGUAACUGGACUGCUAGUGACAGAUUCAAAAAUUGGCUUUUGAAGCCACUUGUCAUGUUCAGCACAGAGAUGCUGAGUAUCAUUUUUGUAACUAUAUAUUUAAGCGUUCAUGCAAAAAAAAAACCCCACACCAAAAAAAUCCCUCUGUAGCAAGACUUGAGUAUACUGCAACUUGGUUGAAUAAGCACUUCCAGUUUCUCUAAAAAUCCCUAAUGUAGAAAUAAUUUUCAGAACACUAUUUACAUAAAACAGCUAUAGUUUCAGCUUAAUGGGCUGUUCUCUGUUUGCUGUAAAACUGAAUUAUUGCUUCAAAUAAAACAGGACCAUUCUGUGUGGUGUGAGGACUCUUAACCAAGAGGGCAACUCUCUCACCCCAUCCCUCUGGAAUGGGAACUAAAUGCUUUCUUGGCUUAGGGAGCUAGGACAUACAAUAGAAAUUCACCAGCUAAAAGCUUAAGAAAUUGCAUGCAAGCAGCAUCUUUUUCUGAUUUUUUUAUGCUUGGGUGCCCCCUGCUGGAAAGAAACUCUUUGUAUAUUGCAUAUAUUUGCAAAUUGCAGGGCUCCCCUGAGCACAUGCACAGCCUUUAUUCUUGUUUGUAGUCACACCUGUGCCGUCCAUGACAAGCACUGCCACCCCAAAAACAGAAAAAUGUCUAAUAGGGGAAAUGAUACUCCAGUAGCCCAGUUGGCAAAUUAAGUAAUUUAAACAAAUACAUUUAUAAACAUAAAUAGCAAAAUUCAUACAAACUUAGAUAUAUAUUGAUUAUUUGCAUUUGUCAAAAUCUAAAGGUUUUCUUGACACCUUUUGAAAGUUCCACAGCCUUCAAAAGGAACCCAAAUUGAUUUAGGUACAUUUAAAUUGGACAGUCAUAAAUAUGGAUUUCUUGAUCAUCACCAACUGAUACAAUUUUAGAACCAUUUCCGUUGUAUUGCACUCCCCAGACCUGUGAACAAACCAAAAAUCUGUUAAGAUUGAUUGCAUAGAGUUAGGCAAUAGCUUAUAACAGACAUUUAAAAAAUUAUAAUGAUCACAAGUCCUUUUCUUUAAAAGGUAAUUUAUAUAUGCUGUGUACCGCCCCCUGCACAAGAGAAAACCAACCCAAUGGGCCCUCAGAUGUUGGGCUGCAACUCCACUGUGCCUGACUAUGGCUGAUAGGAGUCAAACAGUGACAAUCGUAGAACUGAAACAGGAGAAGCUGCCUCAUAUUGAGUAGCAGCAACUCAUAGUCUGAGGCAGAGCUUACCCAUCACUUGCUCCUUGAUGUGGAGAUGCCAAGCAUUGGACCUGCAUUCUUUGCAUGCCAGGCAUAUACUGCCACCAAGCUAUGGCCCCUCUGCCAGCAAAAGCACACUCAUUCUGCUAAAAAGGCAGGCCAAUGGGAUUGUACUUUCAGUCUCUCACACCCCUGUUACCAGCACUUUGCACAGAGGCAAGCUGAGUGGUUCAAGCAUCUUGAAUUAAAAUGCCAGUUUUAUUUGGGGGUGGGUGGAAAUCUUCCGUUUCAGGUGUUAAGAGAACUCAGUAGACAGCACUAAUAGACAAUUAAUUGGACACACUUUCACAUUUAUUUUAUGGAACAAAAUUUAUAUACUACUUUUAUAAGAAAACUCCACAAAUAUAGCAGGAAGUAACCCUUCAAAUUUUGGAACGUCUCAAGACUAGUUCUAUGCAGCCUGAACUAAAGGUUUUAAUGUAAGGAAAGUUCCCUAGGCUGCCACAACCGACAGCCACAAAGUUCUAUAUACCUGAUCUUGAUGAUCAAAGAAGGUAUGAGCACAGGUCUUGGAAGGUACAUCCCACACUUUCACGGUUUUGUCUGAUGAACUGGAAAAGAACAAUGAUCAACAAUUUUGUUCCCUGUUAAUACCAACCCACCAGAAAUAGGAAAUGGCCUCUGAUUCCUGGAAUCAUCACCAUUUGUGCAGUCCACUGGUGUGAGCCUCCAACCCUGAACUCGCCCUUCCCUCUUUGGGGAAUUAAAAAAUUGCAAGUCACAUCUCUCACUUCAUCUAUCCUAAAGCCACGGUACUCACUAUUUUGUCAUGUUUAUUUAGGAUAUUUCAUUGAAAAGUUCCAGGCCUGGUGUACAAAAGUGUGACUAACACCUCCAACCCCAAAGAAAAGCAGAACAGAGCAAGCAAAAACAAAACCACCAUCUGAAUUGUCUGGGCAAAAAGGUCUUCCCCUGGUAUUCAAAAAGGUGCCAGUGUUGGCACCAGACGUGUCUCUUGAGCAGACGCAGAAAAGGUCCUCUUUUAAGAGUGUAGCAUACUAAAGAAGAUGCUUGGAGCAGGGACUCUGCAGAAAAUCUGAAGACUGGCAUUAGAAUUGUUUUUGUUUCCCUAAGUGUUUAUUUGCCAUGCAUAAUGUUCAGUCCAUGUGUUGUGCAAAGCAGAAGCUGCCGUGCUACAUAAAGAUAAAGGACCCCUGACAGUUAAGUCCAGUUGC